This is a messenger RNA of Thyridium curvatum, 2712 nucleotides long. RefSeq lists its product as uncharacterized. The record is from RefSeq and is a predicted model, not a curated record. Bases 1 to 2712 code for a protein of 903 amino acids. The transcript has a single exon. NCBI's taxonomy places the organism in Eukaryota, Fungi, Ascomycota, Sordariomycetes, Thyridiales, Thyridiaceae.
AUGACUUCUCAAACAACCCAACCCAAGGUGUGGCCUAAUCUCCCACUCCCCCCUCUCCCUGAAGACCCCAAGCCAGGUCAAGCCGCCGCCACGACCGACAAGGACAACGGCGCUACCCAGCAGGCCCAGCCUGUUCAGCAGACUGCGCAGACUGCGCAGACCCAGCCCGCCCAGCCGGCGGCUGUGCCCCAGCAUAUCGAGACCCAGGCCGGCAUGGCGGCUCCCAGCGCAGCCGAGCAGCCUAGGACUGUCCCUACAGAGUGGAACAUGCAAAUGACCCCCGACGAGGUCGCCGCAGUGUACGACCAGCACGUCCGGAAGACAGAGGGACAAAAGGAUAAAGACUGGGAGAAGAAGCAACUCGAGAAAGAGUUGAGGAUGCAGCAAAUCGAGAGAGACAUGGUCCAAAGCAUUGACGUGUGGACCUCCACUCACGACGACGACGGCCAGUACAUCGGCCCCCCUCGCGGCGCUGCUCCCGCCGCCGCCGCCGCCGACGCCGCGGCCAACAACCCCGAGGUCAAUGUCGCUUCCACCUCAGGCGAGCCUGCUGCGGUCCCGGCUCCUGUCCUCUUGACCCCUCCGGGCCUGGUCAACGACCCGUCCGGCAGCUCUCAGGAGACGCUCGCGCCCCUGACUCCCGAGCAGCGCAAGCGCAAGGCCGACAACGCCCUGGAGAGCAGCGCCGCCAAGAGCCAGGCGAUCGCCGGCCAGGACGACAAGCCGGCGCACGCCGCCAAGACUCUCGAGCCCUUGCCAUCCGACCAGCUGGACAACGUCCCGGAUGAUGACCAUCAGCCCGACCUCGGUGACUGGACCAUGCCCACUGUCGAGGCUCCUGAAUCAGCGCCCUUUGAUUUCGGCGAGGAAUACCAGGACUGGAUGCAUGGCGACUUCAGCGGCAUCAACUUCGGUGACGAUACGGCCAACGGCAGCGAUUUUAACUUUGACCUCAGCUUUGCACCCAGCCUGGAUGCCGAGGCUGGUGUUGUCAGCGCCGAGCCUUCUACUGCUGCCUCGAGCAGCAGCAGCCAAACUGCAGCUUCGAUGGCCGCGCCCGUCGAGCAGGCCGGUGCUGCUUAUGUCACGCCCGCGGAGCUUUCUGUCGUCAACUCUGCCCCUGACCAGCAGCCAGACCCGCUCCAGAAGGCUCUCGCAGACAUCGAGAACCUCAAGGCCGAGCUGGCGACCGCCCAGAACGACGCCGCGGCGAAGAGCGGCUUCCUGGGCCUCAUGAACCACGAGGUCGCCGGUUACAAGCAGCUCCUGGCCCAAAAGGACCACGAGAUCCGCACCCUCGUGCAGGGGUCCCAGCAGAAGGACGCCGUGGUCCGCGAGCUGCAGAAGCAGGUCCAGUCCACGCAGGCCAUCCGGGACUACAAGGAGCAGCUCGAGGGCAAGAAGGCCAACGACGUCCAGGAGGCGGUCGCCCACGUCUUCGGCAAGACCAUCAUGCCCUGGUGGAACCAGGCCUUCUUUCAUCAUAACCUCGUCGGCUUCCCCAUCCGGUUCCUCGAGGGAAGCCCUAGACCCGAGGUCCACCGCCGGAUCAUGGGCAUGGUCUGGGCGGCAGUCCAGAACGCUGCUCGCGACUUUGUGGAGCCCAAGGCGCAGCCCCAGGCGCAACCCCAGGCGCAACCCCAGGCGCAACCCCAGGCGCAACCCCAGGCGCAGCACCAGGCGCAGCACCAGGCUGCUGCCAGCCCUGCUACUCCUGGUGCUGUUCCCGUCGCCCAUGCCGACGCCCCCCACAAGGCCCACAAGAUGCCCAGUGACGAGGAGCUGCAGAGGAUGCAGGAAGAGGUCCGCAAGGCCUGGAAGCGGCCCAGCCAGAUAGCCGCCAACGCCGGCGCCCCCCCGGCCGGCAUUACAAGCCCCGAGCAGCAGCCGCACACGCCCGCUGCGAACCGCGCGCCCGCCUCGGGCGGCAGCAAGUCGGUCGCGUCCUCGAGCAGCGGCAAGUCGACGGCGACGACCAAGCGCGCGCCGCGCAAGAGCAACCGCAAGAACUCGACGGCGCAAAGCGCCAAGUCCAACAGGUCCGGCGCCAAGUGCCCGGCGCAGGUCCGACCCGAGAUCUACAAGGACAUGGAUAGCAACCAGUGCCUGAGGCUCAUGACCGGACUGGCGGUUAACCUCCACGAUCUCGAUAGCCCGGCGGGUCAGGAGGCACCGCAGGAGCAGCAGCAGCAGUGUCCUCACGUCCCGGGGCAGCAGCAGGCCCAGCCCCAGGUGCCGGCCCAGAUCCAGAUCCAGCAGCAGCAGCUGAGCCCCGACACUCCGCUCACCAUACACACAGACCUGCAGCAGUCGCUGAUGAAGAAUCUGAGCCCCGGCGUUCCGCUCAACCCGCACGUAGCUGCGCUUCAGGCGCGGCAGCAGCAGAUGAACCCCGGCGUUCCGCUCAAGGUGCACGUAGCCCGGCCUCGGGUGCAGCAGCGACAGGAAAUGCUGCAGAACAUCUCCCAGGCCGUUCCUUAUGUGACCAUCCCGGGCCCCGAGGGCAUGGUCACUAUGACACAGGCGAACUAUGUCCGUCUACUGGAACAGCGGCAGCAGAUGGGCCUCACGAUGGUUCAGCAACCGCAACUGCAACUGCAACCGCAGGCGAUGCCAAUGCCGGGCCAGCUCCAGCAGAACAGCAACGCUGCGCCCCGCGGCCAGGCGGCUGGAGGCUUCGCACAGCAGACCCCGCCGCAGACGCAGAAUUAG